GGUCCAUCUGCAAUAUUGGCGAGUGCCGCAUCUGUUUUGCCGUGUGAAGAUAACAGUGAUUGUUGAUAUAAUUAUCACAUCCCUGCCCGCACGCUUAAACGUCCUAUUAUCGGUCCAGUUCGUUUAAUCGAGAUUACGUGAAUUUCGGCAACAUCAGGUUCAAGUUUUUUUUUGUUUACAACAUUACAUUGCGCGGUGCUGAAAGUGUACAAAAAAUGCCCGCAACAGUGGAGAACGUCUCAGCGGAUAGCGAUAAACACAGCAGUGAUACGACGGCUGUUGUUUUCCACAAUGAUCACGUCUUCAGUGCGGGAGGAGAUGGAAAAGUGAAGGUAUGGACUACCGAUUUACGAUUGGUUAGGGAGCUUACUCCUCAUGAGGGUUAUAUUUAUGCCAUGGUAGUCGACUCGAAAGGACAGCUUUAUACGAGUAGUUGUGAUGGAACGAUCAAAUGCCUUACGAACCCGCUCACCAGCGAUGAGUGCAAGGAACUCCUGAAAUGCAACGAUGAGAUUGAAUGUUUGUUCGUAGAUCCCAAGGAUAAUCUAUACAGUGGCGAUGAUAAGGGCAUUAUAACGAUGUGGAUCGAUCAACGUAUCAAGUAUAAGUUUAACGUUGUCGAGCAGGUACGCUCGAUGGCCAUACAAAACAACAUAAUUUACUCUAUUCGGGAUAACGAUCUCACUGUGACUGAAAUUAUCGAAGGUUCCGCUUCGGGUCGAUUUAUGACAAAAGCGUCUAUCCCGGGCCGGUGUCCAGUACGGCUUUGUGGAGUGUGUACCGAAGAUGGCGUUUACAACAAUGUUGCUAUCCUAACGCGAGAUGGACUGGGUGUUGCUAUGAUAAGAAAUAGCAAAAAGGAGCAAUACCCCGUCAUAUGGACCAAAGAGAGUGCGCAUAGCAUGAUUAUUAACGCCAUGGUUGCGAAGGAUGACUACCUGUACACUGCAGGCUACGAUGGAACAAUUAAACAGUGGUUAGACCUGGAUGCAAAGGAACCAAAGCUGAAUGGCGAAGCUGUACUUGGUACUAGUGGUGUCUGUAUUAAUUCCAUUGCCAUUGGAGCCGAUAAAACGUGUGUGUAUGCUGGAUGCAGCAAUGGUACACUUCAGUUGGUGAAAUUCGUCUAGCUUGUCCUGCCGAGCGAUAUUUGUAGAGAAAGACAUGGUCGCUAGCGAAUAGAUGCCAUUGUGCCAUCGGGAAACGGGCAUAGUCAAGCUGAUUGGGUAUAUGCUUGCCUCUAGAUUGUCAUCUACUACUACUGCUACUACUCGAACUACUAUCGUACGCAAGUUACUAUGGCGCUCGUCGCGAAAGGACGAUUGCGCAAAAGAAAAAAAAAACGAUAAGUUGCUUUGAUGGAAAGUGCUUGUGGUUUUACAUUAAUUUAUCAACUACCUAUGGGAGCCAAAGGAUUCAAUAGCACGUACGGGAAGCAAAUGGUACCAAAGUUGCAAAGUUUGCUGUGGAAACGUAUGCGAAAUAAAAUG
Molecule: messenger RNA, 1490 nt
Organism: Anopheles moucheti
Lineage: Eukaryota; Metazoa; Arthropoda; Insecta; Diptera; Culicidae
Exons: 3
Coding region: 216-1130 (304 amino acids)
Molecular function (GO): protein binding
Source: RefSeq, a predicted model, not a curated record